AUGAGUGGCGCGUCAUUUUCAACUGUUUUAGGUGCAUUAGUUAUCGAUGGUCGAAGUCUACUUGAAAUUAAACCUUCAUCAAAAAACUCAACAGUACAUGACUAUGCAUUCCAAUUACUACGAAAUGUAAUUAUUCAACAAUUAGAAUCGUUCAAACGUGUUGAUAUUGUGUUUGACUCGAGCGAUAGUCAAACUGUCAAAUCAUUCACAAAACGUUAUGGAAAUGACAAACCGAAUAACAAAUAUGAUUUGAAAAAGAACGAUUUCUUAGCAACAAAAUACAAUGAAUUUGUGCAUGAGAAUCGGGCAGUGCUAGCUAACUGUAUAGUGGAAUGCUGGCAAGAACCUGCAGCUGUAAACUUACUACCGGAGUACACAGUACUGGUGGUAGCAGGGCCUGGCGUAAAUGCAGUGCGGUUACAAAAGUAUCUCGGAUCGGAAACGGUCGACGAACUAGAAUCCAAUCACGUUGAAGCUGACACGCGGAUCAUGUUACAUGUGCAGGCGGUCCAGUCAACGUACAUUUUCAAUCAAUUUAUGAUUCAAACAAGUGACACUGAUGUUAUUCUGCUGUCUAUUGCUUAUGCGCAAAUUAUCGGUCUCGAGUCGUUAAUUAUUAAAUGUUUCAACACAUCAAUCAAAAUUUUUACGUAUAUCGAUAGCUUGCGAAUAUCUCAAGAAAUACUUACUGAUUAUCGUUUUGAUCCGAUUCUAUUGAUCAUUUUGCAUGCGUUAUCUGGUUGCGACACCACUUCGUUCGUUCGUAAUAUCUCGAAAGCAAAUUUUUUACAAACUUUCUUCAACAAUCCGUCGAGUUUCGAAGAAGUUAUAAACUUUCAAUCGUUUCCAGUCACGACCGACGCAGUAUUCGUAGCAGAAAAACUGCUGAUAGCAUGUUACACUCGCAAUCGUUCAGCGAGCGGUAUUGCAUCCUCACAAAGGCAAAAUCGUCGAUACAUUUCCCUUGACGAAUUACGUUCUGCUCAUGCUUUGAACUCGUUCAAACUACAUAGUAAAAAUAUUGCGUUAAACUUGCCGCCGACUACGGAUGCGUUUCAUCAACAUUGUUUGAGAGCAGCCAUGCAGAUCAACAUCUGGCAGCAGUCGUUUGAACAAUUUAUCGAAUAUCCCGUGUCCACGGACAAUGGGUUCCAACUGAGUGACAACGAGGUGAAAAUAAAAUGGAUAACAAAAUCGACAACACCAGAUGAUACAGGUCUAUUGACAUGCGGAAGAUGUUCAACGGGGUGCAAACAAUGCAAAUGCGGGAAAAAUGGAUAUUUGUGUACAAUUUAUUGUCGAUGUUCAAAUCAAACAUGUACAAAUCGAUCUAAAACAGAGCAGAAUUCAAGUUUCCUACUACAUAGCAUGACACCGAAACAAUUGUAUGCACAGUCUGAAAUAUCGCCUGUUGGCACUCUUGACACUCAUGAUAGUUUUAUGUCCGAUAAUGAACCCGAUUUUGAUUAUGAGCAGUACGAAGAUGAUGACGGUGCUGAAGAAUUCGAUAUGACAGACAAUGAAAGUGACGAAACAAUUGAAUUUUUAAACAAAUACCAAUCUUCACACGAAGACUUUUCAUCGUGCAAUUGUGCUCUGAUGAAAGAAGAAAGUCAUGUAUCACUCGUGGACCACAACUACUGUACACCAACACAUCAAACGUCUCAUUCAGCAUCCAGUGUCACACGGGAUCCCCAGGAAACGAAGGCAAGAAAGAGAUCUAAUAAAGACGAAAAUGCUUCUUCGACAAAAUUAGCCUUUUCCCAUGAAAUACGGGUAUGGGAUAGCUGUAUCGCUGCCAUUAGUGGUUCUGUUGCUAUGGAUUGA
This is a messenger RNA of Didymodactylos carnosus, 1827 nucleotides long. NCBI's taxonomy places the organism in Eukaryota, Metazoa, Rotifera, Eurotatoria, Philodinida, Philodinidae. The record is from the annotation of a GenBank genome assembly.